AUGGAUACUGAUAUACUAAUAAAUGUACGUGGAAAUGUUCAAACACUUCGAAAUAUGUGGAGUGAAAUAGUACAAGAGAAACAGAAAUCAACAAAACAACAAUCACUUACCUGUUCAUCAUAUUCACAAAUAUCACAGAAAAAAUUAAUCAACGAUAAUAUUCAAACUUCUAUUAAUAUGAAUGAAACAAUAAGCAACAACGAAUUGAAGAUUAUAGAUGAUAAUGAAAAACCAUGCAAUAUGGAAUCAAUUGAGCAAUCAUCAUCAUCAUCGAUUAAUGAUGCGGAUGAUUUUUUACCACUGCCUGCACCACCAUCAUCUGUAAUUUUUCAAAAUCAAGCUCAAACAGUUAGAACACUUAAACAUAGCGUUAUGAAAAUGUUUGAUAUUGAUAAAAAGAAAACUCAUAUUAAUGUAAAAAAUAAUGGUAUUCGUCAUUGGCAUUUAGCUCGUCAUGUAUUUCGAAGUGGUCUUAUAUUUAGUCCAUCAAGACGUGCAUCUGAUAGUAUAAUACCAAUAUUAAUGAAAACAAGAAUUACACAAUAUCAUACUCGAACAGAAAGUCUUGAUAGUAUUUAUAAACAAACUCCAUUUCAAACUCUUAUUGAUUAUCUUUCAUAUGAUAAUGAUGAAAAUAUGAAUUUAUUAGAGAAGAAAACAAAUGUUGCACGUACUAUAUCAGAUACAACUGCUUGUAUACAACGAAAUAAAUUAAAUGAUACCAUUGCUCAAUAUGAAACAAUAAUGAGACAUUUAAAAAAUUAUGAUAAAUUUAAAGAAACAUAUCCAAUGACAUCAUCAUUAACAUCAACACAAAAAACAAUAAAUACUAAACAAAUAAUGAAGAAAAGGGAAGAAUUUAUUCAACGAAAUUUAACGAAUAAAUUAGCAAUUCGAAGUUCACAAACACAAUCAUUAGCAAGAAGUGCCGGACGUACAUUUACAGAAUUUAUAAUGAAUGAUCUUUUAACAUCAAAUAUAUCACAACAAUCGUCUAAUAUGCAAUUAUCUGUUCAUACAGCAUCACAAACUGAAUCAAUUGAAAUAUUACAACCAACUGAAUCAAUUAAAUUAAUUGAAAAAAUUGAAUCAAUUCCUAUAGAAGAAACAAAUGCAAUUAUAAAUGAACUUGAUACUGUUCUUAAUAAUACUGAGGCAGAAGUUCAAUUAACUCCUAACAGUGAAAUCAAUGUUAUUAUUGUUAAUUUUUCUACUACAGAAGAAGAAAACAUUACACAACCUAAAGAAAAACCACUUAUGCAACGUUUAUUUGAAGGAAAAAAGACUGCAUAUACAUCACAUGAUCUUGAUAUGGAAUUAAAUCGAAUACCUGAAGAAUUGAUGCAAACAUAUGAAAUUGCAAAGAAAAAAUGUUUUUUUCCAUCAGAGAAUAUUCUAUAUGCAACAAAAAUGAUUAAAAUUGAUCGUCGAGGUUAUAAACAACGUAUUCGAAUUCUAUGUUUAACAACGGAACGUGUUUAUAUAAUAACAAAAAAAGAUCCGUAUCCAAAAGAAACUCUUUUUUUCAAAGAUAUUCUUGGUAUUACAUGUACACCAUGUAAAGAUGGCUUUAUAUGCCUUCAUACAAGAGAAAUACGUGACGAUCGAGGUGAUUGGAUUUUUCUUAUUGAUCAUCCAUGUGAAUUUAUUACACAACUUUUUAUGGCCAUGAAACGAAAUCAUAAUGAUGAUAAUUAUCUCAAAAUUGAACCUAAAUUUAAACAUGGACGUCGAAGCACAGGUACAGUAUCUGAUGAAUGUUUAAUCGAAGUUCGUCCAUCGAAGACAUUUCAUAUUGAAUACGAAAAUUAUGAAGUUUUAGUUAUUGUAAGGAAAAUUAUAAAUUUUAUAUAA
Molecule: messenger RNA, 1854 nt
Organism: Rotaria sp. Silwood2
Lineage: Eukaryota; Metazoa; Rotifera; Eurotatoria; Philodinida; Philodinidae
Source: the annotation of a GenBank genome assembly